AUGGCUACUGCUCUAGGCGUCAUCUCCAGCGCAAUCUCGAUCUUCAACUUCGCCGAAGGCUUGUUCCCUGAGCCAAAGACUUAUCACUCCAAGCUAAAGAUCUAUGUUGGUUUUAACACUCAACCAACGACAGAUCAAGAUUCUCCAGACAACGGUUACAAAUACAAUGGCAACGGCGGCAACUCCGGGUCCUUGGCCAACGCUGCUGGCCGCUGCCCUGAUAUUCGACUCUGGGAUGAUGCCGAGAAUUUCCUUGGCAUCACAAACGAUGACUCCUACAUUCAAGGAGGUAAUUAUGCCCAGAAGGAGGUUAACCACGGCAGUAGCAAUGCCGGCUCUGCCUAUGGAGUCUUCACGGCCAACGAUGAUGCUAUCUGCAUGGCUUAUAUCCUUAACAAGUGGCCUGACGGUCAGUCAUACGGCUGGACUGGAGGCUUCGGCCGCGUGUGUGGCCACAGCUGGUAUCCUUCGAGCGUAUCUCUCGGCGGGCACUAUACAAAUUGCAUCUGGCUUUCGAAUAACGGAGCUGCCACUGAUGUCACUGCCAUCCAAGUUCACUUCCCCGACUUCGAAGACAACGAUCUGAACAGACAAUAUCAUGGUGUCGGAGCCAAUGCCGGUAGUUAUUGUCAAAUUCCCAGUCUCGCAUUCGACAAGGACAACGAUCCCGGUUACAUCCUCUACAAGCGCGGUGACAAUAAGACAACCACUUCAUUGAUCACUUCUGUUGCGGACACUGUCUCCGACACGAUCUCAGGUGCGGUGAAGCAGCUUCGCACCGGUAAUCUUCUCAACGAUACCCGCCUCGUCCAAAGUAACAUCCCCGAGCACAGCGCAAUCGACCUUUGUGAAAGCGAGACUAGUGUCGGUCCCGAUUUCGUCUCCACCGUGGAAGGCAUGAUGUGCGACAUGGGCACUAAGCAACACAUGCCUCUCUGUGCCGUUGGUGUGCUUGGCAGGUGUUUCGAUCUUAAGACCACGAGUGUCUUGGUGGACGGACUUCUGAGCGCUGUAGAGAGUAUCUGGAACUAUAGCAACAUCGAAGUUUGGGAUGAAAGACGUGCCGAGGACGACAUGUAA
Molecule: messenger RNA, 1080 nt
Organism: Aureobasidium melanogenum CBS 110374
Lineage: Eukaryota; Fungi; Ascomycota; Dothideomycetes; Dothideales; Saccotheciaceae
Exons: 1
Coding region: 1-1080 (359 amino acids)
Source: RefSeq, a predicted model, not a curated record